Molecule: messenger RNA, 9291 nt
Organism: Liolophura sinensis
Lineage: Eukaryota; Metazoa; Mollusca; Polyplacophora; Chitonida; Chitonidae
Product: SCO-spondin-like
Cellular component (GO): extracellular matrix
Molecular function (GO): protein binding
Source: RefSeq, a predicted model, not a curated record
UUUCGCUGAUACUAUACUUGUGCAUAUAGCUUUCAUUAGUCCGAGACUACGACAAAUUGGAGAGACUGUUUCCAUUCGCCACGUCUCACCGAGAGUAUGGGCUCUGCUGCCCGAGAAUUGCAAGGACUCUUAACAUGGAUAUUGAUAUUUGGAACCGUCUUUCGCACUUACGGACAGGAAAGCCAUUUUUGUGACAAUACUGAGAGAUCGACAAAAACCGUCUCCAGGACUGAGAAAUGUUCGGAGUUCACGAAUAAUGCCAUCAGCGGCUUUACCUUGAACCGGACAGCCUCCGGAUACGGAGAUCUGACAGACACGGAACUUCAAGCCAAAGUCACCUAUUGGCUGAAUCACCCGGAAACUAGCCCAGAAUGUACCUUCAGCAAACAAGUGACGACCACUGAAGUAGUACGGGGAUGUUGUCCAGGAUGGAGAGGAGAGCAAUGUGACAAUGCCAUCUGCGAUCCUCCGUGCGCUAAUGGCGGCGUCUGUACAUCCCCUAAUACCUGCACGUGCACAGAAGGUUAUGGUGGCUUCCGCUGUGAGGACAACAUCGACGAUACCACUGAGACACUGCGCUAUUGUUUCAAUGGCAAAAACUGUUUCGGAAACAAACUGGAAGGAUUUGAAGGACGUGUUGCGACGUACGAAGAGUGUUGUAUUGACUCUGAAGGCGGCAGUUGGGGUGUUCCUGGACUGUCGUGUACUUCCUGCCCUAAACGUCAAGCCGAAACAAAUCCAUCAGCCAACGAAACUAAUAUUGUGGUCCAAAAUCAGGAUCUUGGCUUCGCCACAUGUCUGAACUUCGGUCCAAACUACUACCGCACCUUCGACGGUUUGGAGUACGUGUUUGGGGGACGUUGUUCAUACUUACUGGCCCGCCAGGAAGGAAUCUGGUCCGUGGAGAUGGAAGUGAAAAACUGCGACAAUUUCGACACAUGUCGCAAGAAACUGAAAAUGAUGUUCAGCUCAAGCCUGCUAAUCGAGGCGGAAGGUUUUGACGUCACCGUGAAUGGCGAGAUCGUAGACGUGACAACGGGUUACGCAGGGAAUGGCGUCACCAUUUCGCAGACCGGGGAUUUUGUUUUCGUCUCGAGCUCACGUGGAAUUCGGGUGAAGUUUGAUGAUAAAUCAUCUGUGUACUUGACCCUUGAUGAGAAUUUCAAGCAAAUCCCUGUCCAGGGUCUUUGCGGAGAUUACAACGGUGUAACUGAUGAUGAGUUCACAACCCUGCAAGGAACAAUCGUAACAAACGCCGGAGCUUUUGGCAAUUCAUAUGCUGUUCUAGACCCUGAGAAGAAGUGUAACCCAGCCGGCAAUGUUGACAACGAAUGUCGGUCGUCAGCAAUGGAGAAUGAAGCUACCAGAGCCUGUAAUGAACUGCGAGGGAAACUGUUCAGCGACUGUCAUCCAUUCAUUAAUGUUGAAAGCUGGUUCCACCGCUGUGUAAGCGACUACUGCGCUGCUUCCGAUAAAGGCGAGCUGGCCAAGGACGAAGUUGUCUGUGAAUAUUUAUCCGCCUACGCUAGAGCUUGUUCCAACCAAAACAAAGUCAUCGAGUGGAGAUCCGAAGCACUAUGCCCUAAACAGUGUCCCGCCAACAUGGUCUACUCGGAAUGUACGUCAAUCUGUCCGCAAACCUGCUCUUCUCUGUACUCCAUCAUGCCCCAGCAAUGUCUGACUCAGUGUGUGUCCGGGUGUCACUGCGCCCCGGGCACAUUCCUGGAUAACGGCGUUUGCAUCCCGGCUGACGAGUGUCCGUGCUACUACCAGAGAAGACGCUACAACAACACCGAGGAGGUGGACAUGGGCUGUGAGAGAUGCAAAUGUAACAGAGGUCGCUGGGAAUGUCAGGAUGAUCCGUGUUCAGCUUCCUGCUCUGUGAUUGGUUAUUCACAUAUCCAGACUUUUGAUGGGGAGAAAUACGAGUUCCAACCAGCAGCUUGUGAAUACACACUCAUUGAGCCCGACAGAGGCCAGGCUGAGGACGACCCUCGGGCCAGUCUUAACGUAAGGCUUCUGUACGAGCAGUGCAAUGCUGCCCGCCAGUUCAGCUGUGUCACGGGCCUCAUCGUCCAAACCCGUGGGGCCACCGUCCGCAUCGAGAAGGACUUUAGCGUUACUAUCAAUGGACGGGAAAUGUCCAGAUCUCUGCCGUACUCCUCUAGGAACAUCUACGUCAAACAAGUGACGUCACUGUUCAAGAUGAUCAGCGGGUUCGGGUUCCAAAUCCUGUAUGACGGAGAUAGCCGAGUGUACAUCAAGGUCGAGCCGUUCUUCAAGAACAAGAUCCGAGGUCUCUGUGGUAAGUUCAACUAUCAUAAAGACGAUGACUUCACCGCUCCCUCCGGCAUCAUCGAGUACCAGUUCAAAGAUUUUGCCAUGCAUUACAUGGAGGCUUCGUGCACUGCGCAGGCGCCUAACGUGGAGGAUCCCUGUAUCUCUGAGUCGUACCGAAACUUGGCAAAGACCGAAUGUCGCUACAUCAAAGAGUCGGAGAUCUUCGAGCCGUGUUUCUCGGCCGUAGAUGCAGAGGUGUUUAUGAGGAUGUGUGUCUAUGACGUGUGCUCACGAGAAGACGCCCAGGACUUCACCCCAAUGUGCACAGUGAUGGCCGCCAUGGCUAGGGAAUGUGCCCUUCAGGGUAUCAUGGUGGACUGGAGAGGACACGAAGAUCUGCGAGUGCAAUGUCCCACGAAUUGCCCGGCUGCCGGCCAGCAUUACACGGAAUGUGCUCCAUCCUGUCGUGGCAGCUGUCGUGACUUGGAGGUCGGAGACACGAGCUGCGAAGACGAGUGUAUUGCUGGCUGUAUGUGCAGUGACGGACAGUACAUGGACGACUUCGGCCAGUGUGUGCCUCAGGAAGACUGUACCUGUUAUGACAAAUACAACCCGGCCCAGCAGAUCUAUAAGCCUAACGCCGUCAUUAGGAGGAAGUGUACUGACUGCCAAUGUACUAACGGCACCUGGGCGUGUGGUAAAGAGUCGUGUAAAGAGGAAGUCGUGUGCCCAAAGAACCAGGUAUGGCUGGAGGAUGUGUCGCCGUGUCAACCGACAUGCGCAACCAUGGACCACCCGCCCACGUGCACUGCUGACUCCACUUACGAGGGAUGCGGUUGCCCUGAGAACAUGACACUUUCUCCUGACGGAAACUGCGUGACAGCAGAGCAGUGCCCGUGUCUGUACGGAGGGAAAUGGUACAAACCUAAUGAGCAAGUUAGGAUCGGCUGCAAAGAGAUGGUUUGUCGCAAUCGCGUCUGGAUUAAAGAGAAGGAAUAUGACUGUCCAGCGACUUGCUGGUCGUCUGGCGACCCUCAUUACACCACCUUUGACGGCUUACAUUACUCAUUCAUGGGUGCCUGUAGUUACAUCCUUGCCCGGGACUCCAGUCCGGAGAACUAUUUUGAGGUGACGGCGGAGAAUGUGCCAUGUGGCUCUACAGGGGUGACUUGCACCAAGUCCGUUUACGUCCGCAUCAAUGAGGCCACGAUCCACUUGGUGAGGGGCAAGAACACCACGCUCAACAACAUCACAGUAGCUGAUAACGCUUACAAUGUGAAGGGUCUAAAAAUCGUCCAGGCUGGCUUCUUCACCAACAUCAUCACAGACAAAGGCGUCACUAUUCAGUGGGAUUCUGGUACUCGAGUGUUUGUUCACUUGUCUAAGGAUUGGGGAAACAAGGUUGAGGGAAUGUGUGGAAACUAUGACGGUAACUCCGAGAAUGAUUUCAAAACCAAGGACGGUGCUAUCGAGAAAAGACCAAGCGUCUUUGGCGAAAGCUGGAAAGUGGCAACAUCCUGCUCAAAUGUUGCUCAAGACGCGCCAACAGAUGACGUCGAGGCUUGUGCUGGAGAUCUUAAGCACAGGGAGACCUGGGCCAUGGAAUCCUGUAACAUCAUUAAGGCAGGAAGUGUUUUCAACGAAUGUCGUAAGAGAAUGCCCCAAUCCGUUGUCAACACUUUCUUUGAUGACUGUAAAUUCGACGCUUGCAGGUGUGACUCCGGUGGAGACUGUGAGUGUCUAUGUACAGCCAUCGCUAACUUCGCCGAGGAGUGUAACAGUAAAGGUGUCCCCGUCAAGUGGAGGCACCAGAGACUCUGUCCUAUCCAGUGUGAGAAUGACUUCGUGUAUAAACCCUGCGGCUCCCCGUGUGUGCAGACCUGCCAGAACGUGGGGGACGAGCCCGAGGCAUACUGUGACGCAACACACUGUGUGGAGGGUUGCUUCUGCCCCGAGGGGUAUGUCCAGGAUGGCGACCACUGUAUCCCUGCCGAGCAGUGUCCAUGUAUUCACGGAGGAGUGGAGUACCCAGCGGGAACAUCCUUACUAGAGAACUGUAUGAACUGUACAUGUACUGCCGGGAAGUUCGUCUGCGAGGGUGGCAAGUGUACUCAAUCUUGCUCCCCUGACGACUUCACGUGCGAUAACGGAGACUGCGUGGAUAAGCGAUAUGUCUGUGACGGCCAUAUUGACUGCCAUGAUGGAUCCGACGAAAACGACAACUGCACCUACACUUGCAGUACUAACGAGUUUAAGUGUGCUUCCGAUGGACACUGUAUUGAUGUGAACUACAGAUGUGAUGGUGCCAUGGACUGUAUUGACAACAGCGACGAGCUCGACUGCCCGCCCCCCACCUGCGGCAAAAAUGAAUUCACCUGUGACAACUCAAAGUGCAUUCCAUCCUCCUUCUACUGUGACGGUGAAGAGGAUUGCGGAAUGGGAGACAACUCUGACGAAGCCAAGUGCAACGAAACUGAAAAGUGUCCAGUUGUACGUCACUUCCGGUGUCAAACCGGAACUUGCUUGCCAACAACUCUUCAGUGUGACGGCCAUGAUGAUUGCGGUGACGGAAGUGACGAAAUUGGCUGCGAAUGCACCUGUCCACCCGACACCUUCACUUGUGAAAACUGUGAGUGUAUCCCCGCCAACCAGGAGUGCGAUGGUUUCGACAACUGCGGUGAUGGAUCAGACGAAACUUGCCCCUGCAACGAGUACGAGUUUAGCUGUGACAACGGUAUGUGUAUCAACGCUACCCAGCGGUGCGAUGGCGUCGAGAACUGUACUGAUGCCUCUGAGAACGGAUGUCUGACAACAACCACUGUUAGCCCAGCCUCAACUACAGCUUUGGUUUGUGACAAGAAGUUGAUAAACUUGAACAACACCAACAUCGCUACUCUGACCGCAUCCAGCCUCCAAAGUCACGUGGGCAGCGUUUGGCUGGGCACAGACGAACUGUGGAUCUCCUCUCUUGAGGACAAUAUGCCAACCUUAUUGGUCAAGAUUGCAUCACGUGGCCCAGCCACCAUCACUAAAGUCUCUUUCGUGGUCACAUUCAGCGCUGAGGUCCAAAUCUUGUAUGAAGAUGAAGAAAACGUUGUUGUUAACAUGAAGACGUACUUUCCAACCACGGCCAGCAAUUUAGCUGUGAUAGAGAGCCCUGCUGGUAUAGACGCGUCCUUCAUUAGACUGCGAUUGGUGCCAAAGACCAUCGGCAUUGAACCAGUUCAGAUUGGUAACUUGGAAAUUGAGGCUUGUUACGAAGAAAUGGUUCCCACAACGACAUCAUUGCCAUCGACCACAACAGGAUGUACUGUGAACGAGUUUGAGUGUAACAAUGGGAAGUGUGUUUGGGCCAGAGGUGACAACAGCACCAUCUGCAAUGGAAUCAACGAUUGUGGCGACGCCAGUGACGAAGACCAUUGUGGUACCUCGACAACCAACGCUCCUACCACACCGGGAUGUAAAGUGGGCGAGUUUUCAUGCAUAAACAAUGGUGUAUGCGUGAACAAGACACAGCUGUGUGACGGGGUCGAGGACUGUGCGGAUAAAUCGGACGAAAUCGGAUGUACCACGACAAUUACAUUCUCUAGCAGUGCUUCAGUAACACCUAGUAUGAUGCCACCACCAGGCACACCAAGCGUUGUACUACCACCAGCAGGCACACCAAGUGUAGUACCACCACCAGGCACACCAAGUGUUGUACUACCACCAGCAGGCACACCAAGUGUAGUACCACCACCAGCCACACCAAGUGUAGUACCACCACCAGGCACACCAAGCGUUGUACUACCACCAGCAGGCACACCAAAUACUGAAGGUAUGGCAUCGGAAAAGAUAUCUACAGCUGACAUUAUGGUGUCUAGCAAUUCCGAAAACUCUGAGAACCUGAGACCGGGUGGAGAGCCUUGGGUGUCUGGAGAAGAAGACACAGCACCGUUUGUAGUCAUAUCACUGGGUGAGGAUCCUGUCCCCCUCACUAGCAUGAUAAUCCCUGAAGAUAGUGCCGGUAACAUCGAUCUCUUCUUUGUCAUCUUGAUGACGGUUGAUGGCGGUCUUACUCCAUACAUGCCUCAGAGCCGACCAUCAGGGACGUAUACGCCCGGGGAGGAGAUCAGCUUUCCUGAUGACACUUUGGUCGAAAAAGUCAAGAUUGUGUUUGCCAAGAAAGACAUGUCGUCUCCAGUACAAGCUGAACUGUCCGUGAAAGCAUGUUUCCCUAAAAUCCCAGGAACACCAAGCGUUGUACCACCACCAGGCACACCAAGCGUGGUACCACCAGGCACACCAAGCGUUGUACCACCACCAGGCACACCAAGCGUGGUACCACCAACAGGCACACCAAGCGUGGUACCACCACCAGCCACACCAAGUGUUGUACCACCACCAAGCACACCAAGCGUGGUACCACCACCAGGCACACCAAGUGUUGUACCACCACCAAGCACACCAAGCGUAGUACCACCACCAGGCACUCCAAGUGUAGUACCACCACCAGGCACACCAAGCAUUGUACCACCACCAGGCACACCAAUCGUGGUACCACCACCAGGUACACCAAGUGUUGUACCACCACCAGGCACACCAAGCGUUGUACCACCACCAGGCACACCAAGUGUUGUACCACCACCAGGCACACCAAGCGUGGUACCACCUCCAGGCACACCAAGCGUUGUACCACCACCAGGCACACCAAGUGUUGUGACACCACCAGGGACACCAAGCUUUGUAGCGCCACCAGGCACGCCUAGCGUUGUACCACCACCAGGCACACCAAGUGUUGUACCACCACCUGGUACACCUGGCUAUCCACCUGGCACACCAAGUGUUCUUCCGCCGGGUACACCUAAUGUGGUCCCCUCAUUUACCCCUGCUAGUAUCAUUCCACCUGCUGGUCUACUUACACCCAGCAGUGUGAUAGCACCAGCAGGAACCCCUAGUGUCGUCCCACCGCCAGUUACUGGCAGUCUGAUCCCGUCCCAGCCCACACCCAGCCGAGCCCCGCCUCCAGCCACUACAGGCAUGCCGAGUGUAGCUCCACCUAUGGGCACCCCAAGUAUGAUCUCCCCACCAGGCACACCUUCUGUAGUGGAACCCCCGGCAACCCCUACCGUAGUACCAACUCCAGCUUCAACGCCCGAAGGCUUUACCCCCAGUAUAGCGCCUCCACCCACAACGUCCAGUUUAAUAAUGCCACCUACGACAUCAAGUUUAUUGCCAUCCACUGGAACGAUAUCUAUUAUCCCUCCUGCAGGCACACCGAGUGUUACCCCGACCACAGCGCCACCUGUCUGCAAGGAAGAAGGCAUGGACAAUCCGGCUACAAUCACGGACAGCAUGAUUGAGACAUCUAGCAGUCCGGAGAUGGCCGGAAAUCUGCGCCCUGGCGGCGAUACAUGGCGGUCCGCUCCUAACGACCCCAUUCCGUCGGUCGUGAUCACCUUAGACUCAGAGUCAGAUAUACCCCUCGGCUCAGUUACCGUCCUAGAAGACACUGCGGAAAACAUUGACCUGUUCAGUAUCCGCUUGAUCUCUAAAGAAGGUUCUGUACUGCCGUACCUGCCGAACAACAGACCAAGUGGCACUUUUAAUCCUGGCGAGAGUGUGAAAUUCCCACAAGAUACAACGGCAUAUAAGAUUGAGAUAAUCUUCAUUCCAAGUGACAGACUACAAGUAGUGACAGCUGAAUUGUCACUUAAGGCCUGUUUUCAUCCCAAAGGGACACCAAGCGUUGUACCACCACCAGGCACACCAAGCGUUGUACCACCACCAGGCACACCAAGUGUUGUACCACCACCAGGCACACCAAGCGUUGUACCACCACCAGGCACACCAAGCGUUGUACCGCCACCAGGCACGCCAAGCAUGGUACCACCACCAGGCACUCCAAGUGUUGUACCACCAUCAGGCACACCAAGUGUUGUACCACCGCCAGGUACACCAAGUGUUGUACCACCACCAAGCACACCAAGUGUAGUACCACCACCAGGCACACCAAGCGUUGUAUCACCACCAGGUACGACAAAAGCACCCAUUUGCUUAGAACUGGAAGGCAUGGGCAAUCCGGCCUUCUUGCCAGAUGGUAGCAUCACCACCAAUGACGCAAACCCAGACUCAUCGUCUCUUCGACCUUCUUCCGAACAGCCAUGGAUCAGUUCUGAAGAGACACCAGUGAUCAAUCUGAAACUGUCCGAAGACGAAGACAUCCAGCUCGGAUCCUUUAAAAUCAGACCGACGUCAGAAGAGUCCAACGUCAAAACCUACACUCUGGAAAUCAAAACCAAGGACAACGAUGAAUUCACAAAGUUUACCUUGCCAGAUAAUCCAGAUGGGGUGUUUAGUGGAGAUGAUGUCGUAACCUUCCCCGCGGGAACAUUAGCUCAAGAGAUCACGAUAAGGGUUACGGAUAGAGUUAACCCCUCAACGCCAGUGGCUAUGAAGGUGGAGUUGCGCGCAUGUUUCACUCCAGUUACUACUACUCCAAGUGUUGUACCACCACCAGGCACACCAAGCGUUGUACCGCCACCAGGCACACCAAGCGUUGUACCGCCACCAGGCACUCCAAGCGUUGUACCACCACCAGACACACCAAGCGUUGUACCACCUCCAGGCACACCAAGCGUUGUACCGCCACCAGGCACUCCAAGCGUUGUACCACCACCUGGCACACCAAGUGUUGUACCCCCACCAGGCACCCCAAGCGUCGUACCACCACCAGGCACACCAAGCGUUGUACCACCACCAGGCACACCAAGCGUCGUACCACCUCCAGGCACACCAAGUGUUGUACCACCACCAGGCACACCAGUGUCGACCUCUACCAUAACAGUGGUUGUCACCCCGACUGGAUACACGCCAACCACCUGUCUGCCCGGCUCGUUUGUCUGCACUGACGGUGAAUGCGUUGACGCUUCUGCUCGUUGUGAUGGUCAACCGCAAUGUGGCGACACUUCUGACGAAAUCGGCUGUGGUAAGAAGCUGGAAAAGUGUACAAUGAAAACAUUUUUGGAGUAG